AUGGAGUCUACGCAGCCUCCUCCGACGCUCACCAACCCUCGGUUUACGCUUGAAUUGGAGUUUGUAUCAUCUCUCGCCAAUCCGUACUACCUCUCGCAUCUCGCAGUCACCUACCCAGGCCUCCUGGGCAUCUCACAAGCCGACGAUAAUGACGACGAUUCUGCCUCUUCCCCGGAUGCCCAAGCCUUCGCCGCGUACCUGGCAUACCUCUACUCCUACUGGAAGACACCCGAAUACUCUCAAUUCCUGACUCACCCCGGCCCGACACUACGCGCUCUACGACUACUGCAGGAAGACACAUUCCGCCGAGAUAUCAUAUUGCCCCAGGUCAUCGAAGGCCUGGCCGGUGUUGCUAUGCCCAUUGAAAAUACACAAAAGGGAGAAGCGGACGCCACAACCCAGAACCCCGAGACGCAAGACGAGCCAAAUGUCAAGCCCAACUCCAGUGAACUAUCAUAUCUGCUCUACUAUGCGAGCACGCGUCGCAGCAAGUUGACCAAGGUCGGCGCUUUUCUUGAGAAACGGGUGGCUAAAGAUGUUUGGAGGCGCAGAUUAGGCAAUGUCCAGGUUGCCCUCCAUAUCUUGACCGCGCUCAUCGAGAAACUCCCUCGCGACCUACCCAUUUACGCGCGUUCCGUGCUGACCGUCCUCGAAACCGUUUUGAAAUCGAACGACAUUUCCCUGGUGGAGGAUUCGAUCGCUACCUUUGAAACAUUCUGCUGCCAUCAAGAACUCGCGACCCUUGCCGCAGACCAAGGUCUCGCUCAGAAGUACCGCGAAGUCGUGCGUACGUACGCCAGUUUCGCUGAUCCGUCCUCUCCCUCCUACUCCUCCGCCAAAAUCAGCCCCGCGGUCGCCAUCCGCUGGAGAAAUGCCGGCCUACGUGCAAUCAAAGGCGUCGUGAGCUCCGAAAGUCUUGCCGCAGACGGUGGCACCUCCCUAAAAAUCAUCCUGCCUGUCAUCUUGGAGAACUUCUAUUCUCCGAAUGAAGAUUUACUUGUGCCAUUAAAGGCAAGACUGGAAGAGACCAAGGAGGUUGACAAGGCAGAGCGUGAUGGGAACAGAAACCGGCGCAUGAGUGUCAACACGGUACACACAGUUGAGACGGUCAACGGAGACCCUGCUCUUGCAGCCCAAUCGACCGCUGAUGUUGACCGACAAGGAGAGAUGGAUGCGCAGCUUUUAGCCCUUCGUUGUCUUGAACAGAUAAUCGUCUCAGGUAGCAACCGUGGUCAGAUCCGUGUUACAGCGACAGUCAUCCUGCAUUUUAUCGCCAGCAAGCAUUUCCCGCAAACUGUCACUCGGGUCGAAACAAGCCCGAUUAACCAAGCGGGAAACUGGGCAACCUCCCUGAUCGAACUCAUUGCGACUUGGUGCCCUGUACAAGUUCGAUUUGUGAUUCUGGUGACGGCCAUGGAAACCUUACAGGAGACAUCACUAAAGGAGGAUGCCCUGGACUCGGCAUUUACCAUUCUUUCCGUGUUAGACUGGCUCCUGAAGUCUUCCGUGAAUAUGAUUGGAUUGAGUGUUAUGGAUAUCUUGUUUGGCCUCAUGCAUUACGUCUCGGACAUCUUAUCACUCCAGGACAACAUCGGGGAUAAGGAGAAGAAGACCUCUGACCCUGCGGUCUUCCUCUCUGCCGAGAGAAAGGGCCUGCUUGCUCUUGUGGAACAAUGUAUUGGCAAUUUAGCAACCCAUAUCUACUAUGGCGACCAGGUCGCCGAUAUGAUGCGAGCUAUAUUACGGCGCUUAAAGACUGCACCAAUCCAGGAAAAUGCGAUGCAGUCUUCCUUGGCCACCGUGCAUGAGGCUGGAAUCGCGCCCGUUGUCCACACUAAUUCCAAUCCCGAGAGCAAUGGAGAGAAAGCCCAGGGCAACACAUUUUCGCAUACUGCGGCUAAACAAACGGCUCUCCGAGCCAUCAAGGCCGUUCUCAUCGUGGCGAACCUUCGUGCGCCUACUAUUAAUGCGGCCUCUGAAUCAAGAAACCAAGUCGGCAUUCAUGUAUGGGAAGGGACACAGGGACUUCUCCGAGACCCCGAUUGUGACGUUCGCCACGCCUAUGCCGAGGCCUUUUUGACUUGGCUGCAACUCGAAACGAACAAGCAGGAUCUCAAUUUGCGGGUAGACACCCCGAAGUAUAUCAAGCAGACAUCGAAGCGUGAUUUAGAGGCGGAUAAGCUGAACCGACGGAGUACUUCGGCCCCAGGAAACCAAAGGGAGAUCGUAGCUCUUGCGGCGCGAUCGAGCUUCCUUCGCCUCUUGCAUCUUGCCAUCUACGAUUCUGCCCUAGAAGAGGCCACAGUCGAGUCUGAGGUACUUGUUCUACACCUGCUACUUGCUAGCCUCGUUGAGAAUCUCGGCAUCAACGCGGUGCAAUUUGGUCUCCCCAUGGUCCUGAAACUUCAGGAGGAUCUAUUCACUUCAGUCGACCUGGGGACUUCCAGGGCACGGAUCAACAUUGGUAGCUUGGUUCACGGGUACUUCUUGGCCAUCUGCGAAAAGUUCAACCUCGAGUCCACCCAUGCUGGCGUCGAAAUCCGCAACGAGAUUGAGAAGCGACAGAGCAAGGGCCAGUGGCUCUCCAGGGUUAAGCUACCUCCAACCGGCCUGAGCGACAUCGCGAUAGAUGAUGAAAAGAUCCUCAACGGUGAUUCAGAUCCGCCCAUCGCGCUCACCCCUUUCCAAAAUCUUGACGGCCUCAUCGAUGGUAUGGACGAGUCCUAUCGCGAAACCGUCUUGUCGCCCCCACAAAGCCCGUCAAGUUCGCCAGCGCGGGGAUUCAAUUUCCCUGUCCUCAAUCACGCUCAGGCUGUUCAGUCGCAGGUCGAGAACGGUCUUCCGUCAUCUGUUAGGGAGGAGUUGUUCUCAGCUUGGUCCCGAGAGUCCUGUCUGGCCGCUGUCGAGAAGGAAAGCAUCAAAACACUUUCCAUCAGCGGCUCUCGUGUUGGCACCAUGACUCGCAAUAGCCAACCUAACGGUGCUACAAACGGCUCACCGGCUGGCUCGGCUUCGCAAAAGUACCGCUAUGCGAACGUCCCUGAGGUUUCCCGCGAAGGCUCGCGUACUCCAGAUCACAGCUCUCACCGAGGGUCUCCAGUCCGAGUAACGCAACUCCUUCGCGUGCUCUCUGUCAAAGAUGACCCCUCUUCUCGAAACCCAAGCCCACUGCGUGAUGUAGAUGGAUCGAAUAUCAGCGUCAUCUCAUCAGGCAGUGAAAGUAUGGUCAGUGGCGCCUUCUCUGUCUCAGAGAUGGAAGGUGACGAUGCGUCGAUUCCCGGCGAUGGGCAACAGACCCCCAACCAGGAAGGACAAGCAACGCCUCGUGCAUCGGCAUCUGCUGUCGCUCUUUCAGAGGAAAAGGCUUCCACUGCCCCUCAAUUGAUGUUAACUCGGACAAACUCUGAAGAGAUUCCUCCCGUCCCUCCCAUCCCUUCCAACCUCCAUAUUCCGGGCGGGUAUCCGAAUGACUCGCAGCGGUCCUUACUCAUCGAUCGCCCGGCCACCGCUCCCGAUAAUUCGCGACAGGCCAAUGGAAAAUCAGGUUACCUCCAGUCUCGAAACAAAUCCCUGAACCGCAACAUGAGUCGCUCCAACACCAGCCUCUCUGCCGGGAUCUCGGAUGUUUUCCAGGGUGCGCAAAGCAAUGGGAAUGAUUCUGCUUUCGACAAUAACCAGAGAGAUCAGUUGAGAAAUCUUUUGGAUGGUUUCCUCUCCCCCGAUGACAGCACCGUGGCCAACGGGGACCGCUCACCCACCGGAUUGGACCCCUCCAAGGCACAAAGCUAUUCCAGCCAACGCUCAGUCAGCGGUGGCGGCAUCGGACGACCUCCAUACUAA
Molecule: messenger RNA, 3840 nt
Organism: Penicillium atrosanguineum
Lineage: Eukaryota; Fungi; Ascomycota; Eurotiomycetes; Eurotiales; Aspergillaceae
Exons: 3
Coding region: 1-3840 (1279 amino acids)
Biological process (GO): protein localization to plasma membrane; regulation of DNA-templated transcription
Cellular component (GO): mediator complex; plasma membrane
Molecular function (GO): transcription coregulator activity
Source: RefSeq, a predicted model, not a curated record